Spodoptera exigua (beet armyworm) is the source of this 2510-nucleotide messenger RNA. The record is from the annotation of a GenBank genome assembly. Lineage: Eukaryota; Metazoa; Arthropoda; Insecta; Lepidoptera; Noctuidae.
AUGGAUAUCACCAUCACCAGACAUUUCAGUUUAGACGAAUCGUCAAUGCGAAGCGGGGCGCUAGCGGCAAUGGAGGCCGAGCCUGACCUCAGCACCUUCGAGAACAAGUCGGGGUUGGCUGAGGAUAUGAAGUUCCUCGCCUCCAUGCCCGAACUCUGUGACGUCACCUUCCUGGUUGGAGACACAAGGGAACCUGUAUGUGCUGUGAAAGCCGUACUGGCAGCUCGGAGCAGAGUGUUCCAAAAGAUGCUUUACCAAGCUCCAAGCCCCCAACGCAAGAAGGAACCGGCGCCAAGAGAAAAUAAGCUACGACUCUUCUUGAAAAGGUCUUCAGAACCCCUUCUUAAUCUCCAGAACGCUGCUCAACAGCCAUCUUCGCAGCAGCAUCAAACUUUGAUCAUUGAAGAGUUUGAGCCUGACGUCUUUCGUCAACUGAUCGAGUACAUCCACACUGGUUGUGUGACCCUCCAGCCCAGAACACUGCUCGGAGUAAUGAAUGCUGCUGACUACUACGGCUUGGACGAGUUACGGCGUGCAUGCGCCGGAUUCGUGCAAUGCUGCAUCACUGUAGACACCGUGUGCGCCCUGCUCGCCUCAGCUGAGAGAUAUAUACAGUACAAGUGUACCAAGUCACUUGUGCAGAAGGUGUUGGAAUUUGUGGACGAGCAUGGUAAUGAAGUGCUUAAUCUUGGAUCUUUCACUCUGCUGCCCCAACACGUUGUGAGGCUGAUACUGGCACGAGAUGAGCUGAGAGCUGAUGAAUUUACAAAAUUCCAGGCUGCCUUAAUGUGGAGCAAAAAGUACUGCGAUACCAACCAGAAUAUGAAUCUAAAAGAAGUGAUUGGAAACUUUUUGGAGUACAUCCAGUUCCACAAGAUCCCUGCUAACGUACUGAUGAGAGAAGUUCACCCCCUCGGCCUGGUACCAUACUCCAUCAUAAUGAACGCGCUGGCAUACCAGGUGCUGUUACGAAACAUCUUUUCUCCUGUGGUACCCAUUCCUAUACCCCCAACGGACAAGCCUCCGGAGAAACUCGGACUUUUCUCCUCCAUCAAGCGUGCUGCUAGUAAGAAGUUCGGUGAUAGACGCUCACCUACACCAAAAACAAGGGAGCCCCGAUCAAAGUCGGAUUCUAUAAAGCACGCAGCUCUGACAAGACAAGUGUCUGAAACGGUGGGAGCUUCAGCAGACCCUACAUUCGAGCGCUGUAGGCCGAGAAAGCGUGACAGUGAAACAGAGUUUCCAGUCCGCAAGUCCACUUCAGAGUUAUCUGAGAGCUUCCCGUUUGUGAGGCGAGCUCUAGCUGAGAUAGAAAACGGACUAAACUAUUUUAGAAGGUCGAUUGCGUCAGAUACUUCUGAACCGAAGCCUCCAUUUUUAAGGACUGAGCCAGUGGUUGUAGUUGCAGCGGCUGAGGAAGAUGAGGCGCCUAUGUCGCCACCACCGCCGAUGGGUUUGAAGGAACGUCGUGGCUCUCGUGGAUCGCCGUGUGCUAAUCUUCCACCUUUAAUGUUACCACCAGCUACUCCUGAGCCAUCACCUGGACAUUUAACUCCAAAUAGACUGUCUCCACAAAGACAAAAAGAGCCAAUUUCGGCUCCAGUUAUGCGGAAUCUUCCACCACCUAGACGUACGAGGACUCGAUCUGAGAUGCCACCUGAACCUCCUCCACGUUCUCCUCAGACUCCUCGUCCAGCGUCUGUGUCUCCAAAACAUACUUUUGCAUUCAAAAUUGUACUGAAAAAAGUAGAGAGCACUCCAAAUACAUCAUUUGAUAAGCCAGACCAAUGAGAGUACCUCCUCUAAGCGCGGCCGUUGUUAUACGGUGGGGUACUCGAGGUAAAGACGCGCUUUUCUCCGUUUUCUAGAAACAGCUAGCAUAGAUUAGUUAGCGGCGAUGACGAAGACUCGCCAACGAAUAUUGUAUUACAAUCAAUGACGCUUCGGAAACUUCUUCGUAUUCUUAUGAAUUCAGGGGCUGGUCCUCUGGUUGGUACGUCGACAUUGUGUGUCGGACUUCUGACUAUAAAAUAAGAUAAAAGUAUUGAAAUUUAUAUGGUUCAUAUACUUGUUGUUAUAAUAAUACACGAUGAAAAUUUAUUCAUGAGUGGGUUUGUGUGAUGUAUAAUAUGACUAGUGAUUAAAACUUCUUGUGAAGAAAAUAUUUUGUGCGAAAUGUAUAACGAUAAGCCAUUUAAUAAUUAUGUUUUUCGAUAUAUUCCAACCACGAUGAUGUUCACAGAAUAUAUCCUUUUUUGUCAUAUAUAUACGAUCUUCUUUAACUUUGUCUGGUGAAUGAACUACACUUAAAACCAAAUCGUAUGCUAUGUACUUUUAUACAAUCACUGACAUAUAAAUGGACAGUCUAAAUGUAUUUUCGAUGUUAUACAAAUUGUCUGACGUGAAAGUAUUUUUAUAAUAUUGUAUAUAGAUGGAGAUGUUUGUUGUUACUUCGAUAGCAGUUUAAAACUUAUGACUAUCUUCUUCGAAAAUAGUGAAGUGCUAUCGUU